AUGGAGCCAGGAGCCUGGCGCCUCCCGCGGCUCCCGCUUCCCGCCUCACCACAUGCUCGAGGGGACGGUCCCCAGUGCCACCAACAGCCUCCAGAACGGAGCCCUGCCCCCUGUGACAGGAACUGCGCCUGGAGCUGCCACCAAGGGUGCCACUCGGUAGAUCUGGUGGACGUGGACGGCGGGGACGGCGAUGACUCUGUGCUGCCCACGGCGCGAGGGCCAGCAGCCCCGCAGGGCGGCCUCCACGGCACGGGCCGGAGCUCCGUCCAUGAGGGACAGUGUCCCCGACGGCCGCGUUUAACUCUCCUCAUGCCUCCCAGAUCGACAGGAGCGGAGGUGCGCCUUCUCCCAGCCACAGAGCCCCCAGCCACACAGAGCCCCCAGCCGGGCAGAGCCCCCAGCCAGCCAGACAGAGCCCCCAGCCGGGCAGAGCCCUCAGCCAGCCAGCCAGAGCCCCCGGCUGGGCAGAGCCCCCAGCCGGACAGAGCCCCCAGCCAGACAGACAGAGCCUCCGGCUGGGCAGAGCCCCCAGCCAGCCAGCCAGAGCCCCCAGCCGGAGAGAGCCCCCAGCCGGACAGAGCCCCCAGGCGGGCAGAGCCCCCAGCCGGGCAGAGCCCCCAGCCGGGCAGAGCCCCCAGUCGGGCAGAGCCCCCAGCCGGACAGAGCCCCCAGCUGGACAGAGCCCCCAGCUGGGCAGAGCCCCUAGCUGGACAGAGCUCCCAGACAGAGCCCCCAGCCGGACAGAGCCCCCAGCCAGACAGAGCCCCCAGCCAGGCAGAGCCCCCAGCCGGACAGAGCUCCAGCCAGGCAGAGCCCCCAGCAGGACAGAGCUCCCAGACAGAACCCCCAGCCAGACAGAGCCCCAAGCCGGACAGAGCCCCCAGCCAGACAGAGCCCCCAGCCAGGCAGAGCCCCCAGCCGGACAGAGCUCCCAAACAGAGCCCCUAA
Molecule: messenger RNA, 948 nt
Organism: Dipodomys ordii (Ord's kangaroo rat)
Lineage: Eukaryota; Metazoa; Chordata; Mammalia; Rodentia; Heteromyidae
Product: proline-rich protein 2-like
Exons: 4
Coding region: 1-948 (315 amino acids)
Source: RefSeq, a predicted model, not a curated record